CAAAAACUGUGUGAGACAAGUCUUAUCAGGGUCCAGGAUGGGUGCUGCUCAGAUUCCCUCACAGCCUACAGUCCCUCUGGAGGAGGACAGGGAGUCCGGCAUCGGAUCCACCCUUGACCUCACCGGCAGCUUGGAGGGCCACAGCAAACACACCCACCGCCACUCCACCCCAAAACAGGCAGGCGAAGCCCCCAGAGAAGCAGGAAGCUCUCCUCACACCUCAGCGGUGGGUCUAGAAAGGCUCAAGCAGCUCCUCAUCGGUCUAUCAAAGAUCCCUCUUCUUUUCAUCCUCCUCUUCUUCUUCAUUUGCUCUUUGGACACUCUGAGCUCUGCCUUCCAGUUAGCGGGGGGGAAAGUGGCAGGGGACAUCUUCCAGGACAACGCUGUGCUGUCCAACCCCGUGGCGGGCCUUGUGGUAGGGAUCUUAGUGACCGUGCUGGUCCAGAGCUCUUCAACCUCCACCUCCAUUAUUGUCAGUCUGGUGGCCUCGGGAUUGCUGGAAGUAAAGUCAGCUGUUCCAGUAAUCAUGGGUACCAAUAUCGGGACUUCUGUCACAAACACCAUAGUGGCCAUGAUGCAGGCAGCAGAGAGAAAUGACUUUCAACGGGCCUUUGCUGGAGCAACGAUCCACGACUGCUUCAAUUGGUUGUCRGUGCUGGUUCUGCUGCCCCUGGAGGUGCUGAGCGGGAUAAUGACCCGGCUGUCCCUCCUGCUGGUCUCCAUAUUAAGCCUGCAACCCGGGGAGGAAGCACCCGAGCUGCUGAAGGUCAUCACUGAGCCACUCACACAGCUCAUCAUACAGCUUGACAAGUGUGUGAUCACAGAGCUCGCUAUGGGAAACGAGGCGAUGAGGAACAGGAGCCUGGUGAAAGAAUGGUGCCAGGCUGACGGGGUUUUGUCUUUUGGCAACAAGAGCGGUGAAACAAACUGUGGCCUCAGUCAUAACCUGUCUGAGACGACAUGGGUCAAGUGUAGACAUUUGUUUGCAUCUGCAGAGCUGUCAGAUCUCACCGUGGGUCUGAUUCUCCUGGCAGCAUCACUGAUKGUCCUCUGCACGUGUCUGCUGCUCCUGGUUAAACUCCUCAACUCUCUUCUCCAAGGCCAUAUGGCAAAGAUCAUCCACAAAGUCAUCAACACAGAUUUACCAUAUCCGUUUGGUUGGCUGGCUGGAUACGUUGCCAUGUUUGUGGGUGCCGGGAUAACAUUUGUGGUCCAGAGUAGUUCUGUCUUCACCUCAGCCAUGACUCCUCUGGUCGGAAUUGGUGUCAUCAGUCUGGAGCGGGCCUAUCCUCUCACUCUUGGCUCCAACAUCGGCACCACAGCCACAGCCCUGCUGGCAGCUCUGGCCAGUCCUGGGAACAAACUCGCAGCUUCUGUACAAAUUGCUCUGUGUCACCUCGUCUUCAACGUCUUCGGUAUCCUGCUGUGGUAUCCUCUUCCGUUUAUGCGUCUGCCGAUCAGGAUGGCCRACGUCCUGGGUGAGCGCACGGCCAAAUACCGCUGGUUUGCUGUGUUGUACCUCCUGCUGUGUUUCCUGCUCCUUCCAUCGCUGGUGCUGGGCCUCUCUCUGGCGGGCUGGCGGGUGAUGGCCGGCGUCGGUGGCCCCUUUGUGGGCGUCACRGUCUUCAUCGUUGCGGUGAACGUGAUGCAGGCUCGUAGCCCCCGUCACCUGCCCACCAAGCUGCGAACCUGGGACUUCCUGCCCAAGUGGAUGCACUCUCUCAAACCGCUCGACCGCCUGAUCACCAAGGCGACCGUCUGCUGCAGCUUCACUUGUGACGAGGUUCGGGAGGAAGGCGAGGGAGAAGAGGAGCCCAUCUCCACACGGACAUCCGUCCACAUGCGCGAUGAGUCGGCUGGUUGUGAGAAGAAGGAACAGCUGGCUUAUAGCAACCCGGUCCUGGACUGCCUGGAUGAGAUCAAACCAGGCGUGCAAGUUUUUAGACUGAAAGGGUUGGAGAGGUGCAACAGCACUCCACUGUAGCUGGACCGAAUUUUCUUGUUGUAUUCACGCCAUCUAAACUUUUGAAGGGCUUGUAAGUUCAACACAGUAUAACAAAAACCUCAUUUUGUAAUAACAACGCAUUAAUAAUGUAUUAAAAUCAGGCUUCAAAAU
Molecule: messenger RNA, 2116 nt
Organism: Austrofundulus limnaeus
Lineage: Eukaryota; Metazoa; Chordata; Actinopteri; Cyprinodontiformes; Rivulidae
Gene: slc34a1b
Product: solute carrier family 34 member 1b
Exons: 12
Coding region: 38-1984 (648 amino acids)
Biological process (GO): sodium-dependent phosphate transport; intracellular phosphate ion homeostasis
Cellular component (GO): apical plasma membrane; vesicle; brush border
Molecular function (GO): sodium:phosphate symporter activity
Source: RefSeq, a predicted model, not a curated record